AUGCAAGGAAAGCUUUAUAUGCUAAAGAUUGUUACAGUUGAUCAUGUAAACAUUGCAAAAGAGGAUUCAAAUUUAAAUUUAUGGCAUUAUCGCUAUGGUCAUUUGGGAAUGGACAAUGUAAAUAAGUUGAUGAAAGGUGAAAUGGUUCAAGGAAUGGACUGUGUGAUGGACGGUGGAAGUGAUUCAGUUUGUGAAGGAUGUAUAAUGGGUAAACAACAUCGAACAAAGUAUCCAAGUGGAGUGGCGAAGCGUGCAACUGAACCUUUCGAGUUGGUUCAUAGUGAUGUUUGUGGUCCGAUGUCAGUUAAUUCCAUUGGCGGUUCAGUCUAG
Paramuricea clavata is the source of this 330-nucleotide messenger RNA. Lineage: Eukaryota; Metazoa; Cnidaria; Anthozoa; Malacalcyonacea; Plexauridae. The record is from the annotation of a GenBank genome assembly.